AUGUUUGAAGUUUUAUUUGCUGUACGAAAAGAUAAAUUUAAAACAGAUCCAGCUAUACAACUUAGUCUUGAUUUAAUUGACAAAAAUGAACAACAUACACAUAUGAUUACAUUGGAUGAUCCAUGUGAAUGUGCAACAAUGCUUGAUGUAUUUCAAUACGAUGAACAAUGUGAAGAAAACGAAGCAAAAUAUAAAGAAAUUCGAAAAACAAGUCUUCAUGAAAAUAGUAAUAAUGAAGAUGAAUCAAGUUCUGCUUCAUCUAAUAAUGAUGAAGAAGAACAACAGUUUAACCAUUUACGUAAAGUUUUAAUUGAUUUAUCCAUUUCUGUCAGUCAAGAUAAAAUUAUUUUUCGUAUAACUCCGUCAUUUACUAAUGAAGGUACCAAAUCCGACACGAUUCACCAUUUGUAA
Molecule: messenger RNA, 411 nt
Organism: Rotaria sp. Silwood1
Lineage: Eukaryota; Metazoa; Rotifera; Eurotatoria; Philodinida; Philodinidae
Source: the annotation of a GenBank genome assembly